AUGGCCGUUCGCAAAGCUCCAGCCGAACCGUUGCUGGUUGUCUUAGGCUCUACAGGCACGGGCAAAUCCGAGGAGCGACACGGCAUUCCGCAUCAUCUUUUGGGCCAUAUCCCUCUUGACGACGCUCCGUGGGAUGUAGAAGACUUCAAGUCUCAAGCCACCAAGAUUAUACGCGAAAUCCGCGGUCGUGGAAACCUACCCAUUCUUGUUGGAGGGACUCAAUACUAUGUUGACCCGCUUCUUUUUAAAGAUGUAAUCCUUGACGAUGUGCAAACGGACCCUUCCUUGUCGUUUCCAAUCUUGGAGCAGCCUACAGAUGUGAUUCUGGAAGAGUUGAAGAAGGUCGACCCGGUUAUGGCGGAGAGGUGGCACCCGAAUGAUAGACGCAAGAUCCAGCGAUCACUCGAAAUCUACCUGCAUACAGGCAGACCUGCAUCAGAAUUAUAUGCAGAGCAAGAGAAGCGCAAAGCUGCAGCUGCUCAAGAAUCAGGGUCAAGUCAGCCUUGGGAGAAGUUGCUCUUCUGGGUUUAUUCAGAACGUGACACCCUGACUGCGAGGCUGGACAACCGAGUGGACAAGAUGCUCGAUAACGGGCUCUUGGAUGAGGUUCAAGAACUGUUCGAUAUGAAACGGAACAAAGCUGCUGAAGGCCAAAUCUUGAAUAUGACAAAGGGCAUAUGGCAGUCUAUCGGUUACAAGCAAUUUGAGCCUUACAUGGCUGCCAGAGAAGAGGGCAAAGAUUCAGCUGACCUUGAUAAGCUCAAAUCCAACGGGCUGGAGGAAAUGAAAGCGGCAACGCGCCGAUAUGCUAACUACCAAACCCGAUGGAUCAGACUGAAACAGAUCCCACGCCUCAAGGAGCAAGGCCCCGAGGCGCUUGGCAGCUUAUACUUGGUCGACAGCACGGAUGUCUCCAAGUUCAAAGCCAAUGUUAUAGAGCCUGCUGUCGAUAUCACAUCCAAGUUUCUCUCUGGGGAAUCGAGGCCGGUACCAACUGAGCUGUCGGACUUGGCCCGCGAGGUGCUUACACGAGUGGGUGAGCCUCCGCCAAAGGAAACCCCCUGCAAAAGGACGUGCGAGAUAUGUCAAACAGUCUGUGUGACGGAACAGGCUUGGCAUCGGCACAUCAAGAGUGCCGGGCAUAAGCGAGUCAUGAAAAAGAAGAAGAGAUUGGCGCUUGUACCAAUAGACAAGACUUCGGACGUCCAUUCUGACACUGAAGCGUCUUCGGAGCCCGAUGUAACCUCAAUCUUCGCCACUUAA
Molecule: messenger RNA, 1263 nt
Organism: Trichoderma virens Gv29-8
Lineage: Eukaryota; Fungi; Ascomycota; Sordariomycetes; Hypocreales; Hypocreaceae
Exons: 2
Coding region: 1-1263 (420 amino acids)
Biological process (GO): tRNA modification
Cellular component (GO): mitochondrion
Molecular function (GO): tRNA dimethylallyltransferase activity
Source: RefSeq, a predicted model, not a curated record